AACACAAUAACUAGCCGGGCACCAACACUCGGAGGCACAGCCCGUGGCUCCCGCGCCAGCCAUGGGCGCCACAACGCGGCGCGAGCCGCUGAAGCAGCGCGUCAACCGCUGCCUCCUCAAGCUUUCCGACCGCGACACAGAGGCCAUGGCGGCCGCCGAGCUGGAAGCCAUCGCGCGCGCGCUCGAGCCGGACGAGCUCCCGACCUUCGUAUCGGCCGUUUCGGACGCGCGCCCCACCGACAAGACCCCACUCCGCCGCCACGCGCUGCGCGCCCUGGCACUCGUCGCGGCGUCCCACCCGCGCGACGUCGUGGCCCCGCUUAUCCCGCGCAUCCUCGCCGCCGCGCUCCGCCGCGUCCGGGACCAGGACUCCUCCGUCCGCGCCGCGCUCGUGGACACCGCGCGCGCCGCGGCGGCGGCCUCGGCCUCGGCCUCCACCGCGCUCCGGCCUCUCACGGACGCGCUCCUCCACGAGCAGGACCAGUGCGCGCAGCUAGCGGCCGCGCUCGCCACGGCCGCGGCUGUCGAGGCGUCCGCCGUCACCGACGACCUCGCUUCCUACCUCCACAAGCUCCAACCGCGCCUCCUCAAGUUACUUCGCAGCAAUGCCUUCAAGGCCAAGCCCGCGCUCAUUACCCUCAUCGGCGCCUCCGCUACCGUGGGCGGCGAUGCCGAAGUCACUGCCUCCAUCCCGUGCCUCCGCGAUGCAGUCGCUAGCGAUGACUGGGCAGCGAGGAAGGCCGCGGCGGAGGCGCUUGCUGCAUUGGCCCUAGAGCACACGGAUCUUCUCACGACCUACAAAUCCUCUUGCGUUACCUUCUUCGAGGCCAGAAGGUUUGACAAGGUCAAGAUUGUGCGAGAGUCGAUAAACCGGAUGAUUGAGGCGUGGAAGGAGAUCCCGGGUGCUGAAGAGGACGAGUGCUCCUCCGCUCCGCCAUCAGCGUCCCAGUCACAACGAAGAUAUUCUCUUACAGGAAGUGCAAGUGAUGGGCGAUAUCCAGCUGCUUCGCUGGGCUCAAACUCAGUUCCAUCAGCAACAAGGAGGAGCAGAUUACCUGUGAGCAGAUCAUCUCCACCUGAUGUGUCACCCAGUGUCACCAAAACAUAUAGUCCUUCAUCCAUCAGGAACAAGAAGCUGUCACCGCCUUCAUAUCGGAAAGCGCGCCAAGCAAAUAAUUGUAACUACAAGGUUGAGAUAGCUGUUGCUCCGGAUGCUACACCAAUCAAAGUGGUGACGGAGGAGAAGCUGCUGGAAGGAGGCAAUGUGAGAGGCAGACUGGAGGCUAGGAGGGCACUCUUCCAAGGCAGCCAGGAUAGGUCGGCCAAGCUGGCUGGAUACAAAGCAGGGUCACGAGUUGUUCCAUACGAGGGUGGUGGUAAUUUGGAAGAGAUUUCAGAAGUUGAAGGUAGAUCGGAAAGGUAUGCAGUUCAGAAAGACGAGAGCUUGUCAGAAAUAAGGACGCAGCUCCUUCAGAUUGAAAAUCAGCAAAGCAGUUUACUGGAUCUUCUCCAGAAAUUUAUGGGGAAGUCCGAGAACGGUAUGCGUUCUUUGGAGACAAGAGUGCAUGGGCUGGAGAUGGCUUUGGAUGAGAUCUCUCGUGAUUUGGCCUUCUCUUCAGGAAGGAUGUCAAGCAGAGAGCCUGAUGCAAAGACGUGCUGCAUUCCGAGCCCAAAAUUCUGGAGAAGGCACAAUGGUGGUAGGUCUUCCUCAAGGUUUUCUGUCUCAGACGCAGCAAACAGCUCAGAUGGGAGCAGAACUUCUUACAAGUGGGAGAGGCAGAGGUUUGGGCUUCAGGGUGGGUUUGUCACAAACCCAUUAGCCGAGCCGAACAUUUCAUCUGCAGGGAAAACAAUGGUUACUCAUGAAGGCAGGAAGAAGGAUAAAACUUUACAAAAGUGAAGGGCGGGUUAGGCAUGAUGAAGACAUUCUGUUCCAAGCGUGAACUGCUCGAGUUUGCUUAUUAUCAUGGAGGCGGCUGUAGUUCUCUUUUCCACCGCGACCUCUUUUUUUUCCUAAGGAACGUACAUUGUCAUUUUUGGAAGCUUCUGAAAGCAUGGCGUGCGCGUGAACUAUGGAUGUAUGAGUCACUCCGAAGCUAAACUGUUUGAGUACUAUGCUAAGCUGAGGAGCUGCAUUCACAUCAUGUGGUGGAGCGCGAGGGAGGCUUCUUUAUCGGACAGCCUCACUUGUCACCGACGCAAUCAGGCACCCCCCCAAGCCGUGGACUACGCUGGGUUUGGCUUUGGCAUGAGAACGACCGCUGUGUUUGUCAUAAGUCAUAUCGUAACUAGAGAAACAAGUAGCUUUAUAAUCACAAUGUAUCACCAUCCUACAGAACUAUGGAUGCGUCUUGUACAUAGGCCGGAUAAAGCGCUUCUAUGUUCCCGAGCGUCUUUUCUUUA
Messenger RNA from Zea mays, 2403 nucleotides. RefSeq names its product microtubule-associated protein TORTIFOLIA1. The record is from RefSeq and is marked validated. Gene Ontology annotation, cellular component: microtubule. The transcript has 5 exons. Bases 62 to 1900 code for a protein of 612 amino acids. Gene Ontology annotation, molecular function: microtubule binding. NCBI's taxonomy places the organism in Eukaryota, Viridiplantae, Streptophyta, Magnoliopsida, Poales, Poaceae.